Molecule: messenger RNA, 1583 nt
Organism: Drosophila willistoni
Lineage: Eukaryota; Metazoa; Arthropoda; Insecta; Diptera; Drosophilidae
Product: UDP-glycosyltransferase UGT5
Exons: 2
Coding region: 12-1583 (523 amino acids)
Molecular function (GO): UDP-glycosyltransferase activity
Source: RefSeq, a predicted model, not a curated record
CUGUCAUCGCAAUGAAGCAAGUUCUUCUUCUCUUGCUGGGGUUGAUCUCAACCAGUCAAAGUGCCAAUAUUUUGGGAAUUUUCACCUGUCCGAUGCCGUCGCAUUCCAUAGUGCAAAUGUCGGUGGCAAAAGCUCUGGCAGAAAAAGGACAUAAUGUCACAAUACUGACAACUGUCGAUCCUGUCAUCAAGCAUAAGAACUUUAAUGUGAUACAUAUACCUUUGUCACCAGAGGAUGCAAGAUAUUUUAAGGAAUUGUUUGGAAGUCUGGGAAAGACAGAUACCGAUGGCGUUUUAGGUUUUUUUCUGCGAGGAGCCAAAUACCUUAAAUUUAGUAUAGUCAAAAUGUUUGAUGCUCUCAGAGAUCCGCGAGUUAAAGAUUUGUACGUGAAUAAGGGAAACAAAUUCGAUUUGGUAAUAUGCCCUUACCUAACUAAUAAUUUUCAACUGGGUUUGGCUCAUAAAUUAAAAGCCCCAAUAAUUUCCCUUACGACGCUGCAACCAUUCGAAUUCUUAGGCAGCAUCGUGGCCAAUCCCCGUGAGUUGUCUUAUGUUCCCGCCAUGAAUGUCGGAGUAGAAAAAGGUGCGAUUAUGACAUUCUCACAACGGAUCAAGACCCUAGCCAUGAGCUGGGGAUACCGUUUAUGGGAUGCGAUAGAAAACGUUGAAAAUAAAAAGCGUUACAAUUUUCUUUAUGGUGAUGAUCCUACCAUGCCUCGCUUUGAAGAUUUACCAAAGAAUAUUUCGUUAAUGUUCUUCAAUUCUCAUGGUCUCAGUGAAGGACCAAUUAGACCCAAUCUGCCUGGAGUAAUUGAGAUUGGAGGCAUACAAAUCAAAGACACACCAGAUCCCUUACCAAAAAAUAUUGCCGAAUUUCUAGAUGAUGCCAGAGAAGGAGCUAUCCUCUUGAGUUUAGGUUCCAACAUUCAAUCUGAUCACUUACAAUCAGAUACCGUAAAAAAAAUGUUCAGUGUUCUAUCGAAACUUAAAUUGAAAGUCAUCUGGAAGUGGGAUAAAUUGGAGCACAUACCUGGAAAUUCCUCGAAUAUAUUGUAUUCCAAAUGGUUACCCCAAGAUGAUAUAUUGGCCCAUCCGAAUAUCAAAUUAUUCAUCACUCAUGCGGGCAGGGGAGGCAUCUCUGAGGCUUCUUAUCAUGGCAAACCAAUGUUGGCUUUACCCAUGUUUGGUGAUCAACAGGGAAAUGCUGGCUCAAUGGUCAAACAAGGAUUUGGAUUAAGCCUCAAAUUGUUGGAGUUGAAAGAGAAGACAUUUCAAAAUACUAUCAAUGAGAUUUUGCAGAAUUCUCAAUACAAAGAAAAUGUGGAAAACUUCUCAAAACUUUAUAGAGAUCGUCCGCUAACUGCUCGACAAAGUGUGAUCUAUUGGACUGAGUAUGUCAUGAGAUAUCAUGGUGCGAAGCAUUUGCAAAGUCCUUUGGUGCACAUGGACUUUAUAGCUGCCAAUAAUUUGGAUAUUUAUGGAAUACUGGGAGUUUCGGUAGCUUUUGUUUUAUAUCUCAUUUACUUAUUUGUAAAAAAUAUUUGUAGAAAAGUGAAAUCAAUUAAGAAAAUUAAGACAAAUUAA